AUGAUUGCCAAAGCAUUGACUCGGUACAAAACGCCCCUUGCACAGGUGACUGUAGUCGGACUCGUGUUCUUCGCUACCGUAGGUUUAUUCUUAUCCGCCUCGAACUUGGGUGCGGGCGGGACGCAAGAUAUCACCCUGGCGGAUAUAUCAAACGGCGUUCUGUACGGUUGUCUUGCAUUGAUGGGAUUCUUUGCGGGCGGCGUGACGAACCUGCUGGGCCCACGUAUCACCAUGCUACUAGGCACGCUGGGAUACAUUCUCUACAUAGGAUCUCUUUGGUGCUUCCAGAUCCAAGGAACACGAUGGUUCGUCAUCUUUGCCGGAGCUAUUCAAGGCGUAUCAGCUGCUUUGCUAUGGUCGGCGCAAGGCGCAAUCAUGAUGUCGUACCCGCUCGAGAAAGAUAAAGGCAAAGCAUUUGCUCUCUUUUGGGCUCUUUAUCAGUCGGGAUCGCUCGUUGGGUCCGUCAUCUCUCUUGCUAUCACCGUGCGCUCGGGCGAGCUCUCAGCGGUAUCGACUGGAACGUACCUUGCGUUCAUCAUCAUUAUGUUCUUCGGUGCCGCCCUGACGCUGCUGCUUCUUUCUCCCACGGCUGUCGCUCGCGGCGACGGUAGUACCACCGUCGAGGUUCAGAAGGUCUCCGGUCCCAUGGAGGAGAUUAUGGGUCUAUUGGAUAUUGUGAAGGAUUGGCGUAUUCUUGCCUUGAUACCAAUGUUCUUCGCCUCAAACUUCUUCUAUGCCUACCAGGGCGCGAUCAAUACGUUCUACUUCACGGGUCCGACACGGGCGCUCAAUGCAACGCUCGAAGGCGCCGGCGGUAUCAUCGGUGCACUGCUCAUAGGCAUCUUCGUUCUCGACUCAACACGCUUCAAACGUCGAACACGAGGGUAUCUUGGGCUUUCUAUCGUCGCGAUCUGCAUGAUCGUUGUCUGGUCAUGCGCCCUAUCAUGGCAGAUAACCUUCACUCGCGAAAGCACCGUGCAAAAACUUUCGUACCGUGACCGGACCUAUGGAGCGAAAGGCGUGCUCUUCUUUUUCUUUUUCUUCUGCAACGCGACAUAUCAGGCUCUCACGUACUGGAUCAUGGGCGCUAUCACAAACGACCCUCGCACGCUAGCGAGGUAUGCUGGCUUUUACACCGCCAUUCAAUCCUGCGGGUCUGCAGGUGCAUAUGGGAUGGAUGCCACUGCGACUCCUUUCCUAACUGAACACCUCGUGAGCUGGGUCAUUGUCCUCGUUUCGCUACCCUUGGCCGGGCUGGUCAUAUUCACCGUCCGCGACACUUCGUACCAGCGCGAAGAACCGACAUUCGACGUUGAAAGCUCGGAUAAGACGAUCGGAGAGGGUACAGACAACAGUACUUCGGAGCUUCCACAGCUGGAGAAGGAGUAG
This is a messenger RNA of Peniophora sp. CBMAI 1063, 1389 nucleotides long. The record is from the annotation of a GenBank genome assembly. NCBI's taxonomy places the organism in Eukaryota, Fungi, Basidiomycota, Agaricomycetes, Russulales, Peniophoraceae.